Messenger RNA from Centruroides sculpturatus (bark scorpion), 526 nucleotides. Its product is annotated as MLX-interacting protein-like. Lineage: Eukaryota; Metazoa; Arthropoda; Arachnida; Scorpiones; Buthidae. Gene Ontology annotation, molecular function: DNA-binding transcription factor activity, RNA polymerase II-specific; RNA polymerase II cis-regulatory region sequence-specific DNA binding. The coding region runs from base 98 to 511 and encodes 137 amino acids. Gene Ontology annotation, cellular component: nucleus. The record is from RefSeq and is a predicted model, not a curated record. The transcript is spliced from 4 exons. Gene Ontology annotation, biological process: regulation of transcription by RNA polymerase II.
UUUUUAUAUAUUUUUUUUAGUUAUUUCUAAAAGGAAGACUCCUGUGUGCCAAUUUGCAUCUCCAUUGGAUUCAGAUGUUCAUAAUAAAUCAGAGGUAAUGGUUGUAGAAGAAAAUCUGUGGAAAUCAAAAGUAUCUUCUAUUGCUGCUGAAUAUAAAAAGAGAAGAAUGUACUUCAAGGAUCGCUUCAGAUCAAAACAACGAAAAUCCAGCCCUGAAAAUAAUAGUAUGGCAAUGGAUUGGGAUUCAAAAUGGUCAACUUGGUCAAAUAGUAAUCUCUCUUCAGGUUCAGUAGGAUUAGAUGAAGAUAUAGUAGACUUCAGUGACACCUUAUUUAGUUCUCUGUUUUCUUCUCAAUCUUUGGAUUUUCCUUAUCACAAAGAAAUAGCUAAAGUUGGAAUAUCUGCUGACUUUAUUCAACCUGGAUUGGCACAGCUUCAACCUUCCAUUGAUGAUUUUAUGGAUACCUUUGAAUCUUUUCAAGGUAAAUUAUUUAUGAAAUUUGUAGAGUAAAUAAAUCAUAUGUCA